AGAGCUUUAUUCAGUCAACAUAACCCUGUUUUUCGCUGUCAAGAAACGAAAAUGAACAAUUUAAAAGAUUUUGAAAAUUUAUGUAAAUUUCUUAAUUCUGUGAGGGAAGCCGAUAAACCAAACAACAAAACUUCGAUUAUAAAAGAUUAUUUUGACCAAUGGAGGGAAUGUCAGCCAAAAGAAGCUAUGUUCUCAUUGCUAAGAUUAAUAGUACCAAAACUAGAUCGAGCAAGAGAAUCUUACGGUUUGAAAGAGGCAAAAAUUGCAAGAAUUUUAAUAAAAAUGUUAGCAUUACCUACCGGACAUGAUAGGAACGUUCUUAGCAAAUCAUAUUUAAUGUCCGGCCAGGCCAGUGACUUUGGUGAUGUAGUUUACUCAGUAAUUCGCAAAUAUUUGGCAAAUAAAAAAACAGUACUGACAAUUGACGAACUUAAUCUGAGUCUCGACAGUAUAGCGAAUAGAAAUAAUGAAUCUGAAGCCGAGGAUGUUUUAAUAAAGUUAUUUAAAAAAUGUGCUUGCGAAGACUCGAGGUGGAUAAUUCGUAUUAUUUUGAAAGAUCUAAAGUUGGGUAUUUCUGAAACUAGAAUACUAAACUGUUAUCACCAUGAUGCAGCACAGUUUUAUUCAAGUAAUCACAGUUUGGAGAAGGUCACACAUGUUUUAUAUGACAAGAAUAUAAACAUUUGUGAAUUAGAUAUAGCCAUAUUUGAGGCUUUUAGACCGAUGUUAUCUAAAAGAGUCAAUCAUUCAUCUUUUAAGAAAGAUUUUCAGGAAAACAAGCUGUAUUAUGUUGAAAAUAAAUUUGAUGGUGAAAGGUUUCAGAUUCACAUGGACAAUAAGAUUUUUAAAUAUUUCUCAAGAAAUGGAUAUGAUUAUACUGAUACUUUUGGACCAUCUUAUGAAAGUGGUAUUCUGACGCCUAAAUUUAAAAACCUUUUUAAAGAAUCCACAAAUAACAUUAUACUAGAUGGAGAAAUGAUGUUGUGGAAUACAAUAACAAAAAAAUAUGGUUCAAAAGGCAUGGAAUUUGACGUAAAGAGACUCAAAGAAAGUGGCAAACUUCAGCCAUGUUAUUGCGUAUACGACAUUAUACUUCUGAAUAACAGAGUCCUUACUGGGAAACCUUUGAGGGAACGAGUUGCGCUUCUAAGGCAAAUUUUUACAAAAACUAUUCCCGGAAUUGUUGUUUUGAGCGAAAUAACAGAAGUUCAUAGCUGCCAAGAAAUUGUCGAUGAACUAAACAGUGCUGUAGCAAGAGAAGAUGAGGGAAUAGUGGUAAAAGAUCCAGAAUCGUUUUAUAAGUAUGGCGAUAGAAACAGUGGAUGGUUUAAAAUAAAACUGGAGUAUUUUCAGGAUACCAUGACUGACCUUGAUUUAAUAUUAAUGGGCGCUCAGUACGCAUCCUCGACUUCGGACGAACUAAACUCAUUUGUUGUCGGGAUCAGAUCUGGCAACACUGAAAAUGGGGAUCCGAUUUAUUUGUCGUUUGGUAAAGUAGCAAUCGGUUUAAAUUACGACCAACUGGACAUGUUGAACAAAAGAAUCAAAGAGUUAGGCCGACAAUACAAAAACGACAAAAAACCAUACUUGCUCUUUGGCAAAGAAAUACCGAAUUACUAUAUCGAACCAAAAGAUUCAUUAAUCUUCGUUGUGCGCGCCACAGAAUUGAUUAAAAACACCGAUAAUUCUUACAGAACGCAAUACACGUUUAGGUUUCCGAGAAUCGUAAGAAUAAGGGAAGAUAAACCUGUCUCUGAGUGUUUAAACAUCAACGAAUUGAUGGAGUUAACACAGAGAAAUAAUAGUGUUAUAAAACUAAACAAAAGCAGACUAGAACUGGAUGAAUUGAUAAAAGUAAAGAGAAGAAAUACUAAAAAGAAAGAAAUAUUUGUUCCAGUUAUCGGCGACACUAGGCAAGUUUCUGAUAUACUGGAAGACUUAAAAAUUUAUGUACUUAAUGGAAACGAGGAAAAAUCUAAAGAUGAUCUAGAAAUACUCGUUUCGAGAGCGGGAGGGACUAUUUGUUAUAAAAUUGACGCGACUGUUGACAUAGUCCUUGUUGGUACAAUCAACGAUAAGGUAAAAGAACUUUUCACAAAAAGAAACAAUUAUGAUGUUAUCAAUGUAAAAUGGCUGUAUAGAACUCUCGCUGACGGGAAUGUGUUAGGCUACGAAACAUUAGAAAUAUAUUGUCUAGGGACAAAUCCGAAAAACUGUCUGUCAGAUGAAGUAGACAGGUAUGGCGAUAGUUAUACUGAAGAAGCUACUAUCGAAACGUUGAAACACAGUUUUGACGUUAUGGGUAAUCUACAGGAAGUUCCUAGUUUUGGGGGGUUAAUUGAAGUACCUGGAUCAAAAACUUUUGAUAUGUAUAAAGCUUAUUUUGAUAAAUUUACAGAAAUAAACAAUGUGUCGUCUGACAUUAUUUAUGAUUCGUUUUUUGACGAGUUAGAGUUCAAGUAUUAUAAUGGGGACGUUUGUCAAACAGUCGGUAAUGAAACAAAUAUAAUAGUAUUUUACGAAAAUGAAAGAAUAGCAGUUAUAAACAAUUUUCUUAGCAGUAUUGAUAGGUUAGAUAUAGAAGUAAAAAGUCGAGAAUUUAUAUAUAAUAAAUGAGUAACCAAUAAUAAUAAACAAAUAAGUAAUUCUAAUGUUAUUAUUAGUACCAAAAUGUCACCAAAUAAUUAUAUUGAAAAUAAAAUAAUUUUAAAUUUAACUAGAAUAGAUUAAAGUUAACUAAAACUUAUCUUUUGCAAAACAGUAUUAGAAUUCUUAUAGAAUUUCUUAUACAUUAUAGGUAUUAAAUACUAUAGGUAAUAUAUUUUUAAUGUAUACAUUUUAGGAAGUCGCAUUAUAUUAAAUGAUAAUGAUAUAUCAUCUCCAAAUUAUAA
This is a messenger RNA of Sitophilus oryzae (rice weevil), 2891 nucleotides long. It is a transcript of the gene DNAlig4, whose product is annotated as DNA ligase 4. The record is from RefSeq and is a predicted model, not a curated record. The coding region runs from base 52 to 2616 and encodes 854 amino acids. Gene Ontology annotation, molecular function: DNA binding; ATP binding; DNA ligase (ATP) activity. The transcript has 3 exons. Gene Ontology annotation, cellular component: DNA-dependent protein kinase-DNA ligase 4 complex; DNA ligase IV complex. NCBI's taxonomy places the organism in Eukaryota, Metazoa, Arthropoda, Insecta, Coleoptera, Curculionidae. Gene Ontology annotation, biological process: nucleotide-excision repair, DNA gap filling; double-strand break repair via nonhomologous end joining; DNA biosynthetic process.